This is a messenger RNA of Parnassius mnemosyne (clouded apollo), 387 nucleotides long. The record is from the annotation of a GenBank genome assembly. Lineage: Eukaryota; Metazoa; Arthropoda; Insecta; Lepidoptera; Papilionidae.
AUGGCUGAAAACAUUGAAGAAUCAUUGUGCGAUUUCCUGAAGACUAGUCAAUUUUCAAUUCAGUUGGAUGAGUCCACUUUACCAACUAAUGAAGCAUUGUUGCUGUCUUACGUGAGGUUUAUUAAAGAUGAAAAAAUAUAUCAAGAACUAAUUUUUGCUAGAAAUUUAGUGACAGACACAAAAGGAGAAACCAUAUUUAAAACAUUGGAAAAGUUUUGUGAUGAAAAAGGAAUUCCCUUGAAGAAUAUUAUAUCAGCUACUACAGAUGGUGCUCCAGAUGUGACGGGGUGUCAAAAAGGCUUCAUAGCGUACUUAAAAAACAAAAUUCCAGAUGUGCUUGCUGUAAUUGCGUUAUACGUCGACAACAUUUGGUUGCUAGAAAUUUAA